UUUAAGAGUGGGACCGUGAGAGGCGCCUGUAAACAGGGAGCCGGGCGGGGAUGGUGCGCUGCUAGACCGGCUGUCAUCGUGAGUCAGGCGGGUUCUUGAAGCCCGGUCCCAGCCAAGAGUAGACUGCAGGCCCAGCAAGUGAAGGGAAAGAAGCAGCCAGGGGCCAGGAAAUUAAGGAUUGCCAUGGCAUUGUUUUGAGAAGCACUUCCUGUUGUCUUUACAAAGAUCUCACUGAAGAAUUAUCUCACAGGAACAUUUCCCUUCUGAUACCUUUGUGAAUGGCCAUUGUCAGCGAGCAAAUGCUUCUCCUGGCUGGGAAAACAUCAGCCACCCUUGUGCGUGGCCUGCUCCAGGCAGCCGAAUGAGGUUCCUUCCAGUUGUUCCCAGAACUCUAUUGCCCGUAAGAUCUCCGUUUGUUGGGUGACUGCUCAUGAGGCCCUUUCCUGAACCAGCUUAGCAGGCUUAUGUCUCCAGAGCCCACAGCAUGGAAGCUUUGGAAGUGGAUGAUAUCAGCCCAGCCUUGGAAGUUACUGAGGAUUUCUUUACUACGUUUGACAGUAAGCUAGACAAGGCCGUGCAGCAGGCAGAGGUGUAUGGGAUUCAGGAAGUCCCCGAACUGGUGGGGCACGAGGUACUCAGCAGCAUAACAGACAAUGGUGCUAUCAGAAACGUUGCUUCCCUGGGCGAGAGGGGCAUGGUUUGGGACCACUGCAAGACCAGGCUCUUAGAAACCAAAGCUCAAAAUGUCUUCCCUGCCAAAGAACAGUUUAUGGUCCAGAAGGGGACAGCCCCGGAUAAUCUUUCCUGGAUGGAACAAAAGGAAGCGUCGACCUUUAAUUUGUUCGACAUCUGUCAGCGUCGGAGGAACAGACCUCGUUCCGUGAAUGACUUACUGGAUGAGACCUCUACUUUUAAGCCAGGGCACGCACGAUCAAGGUCAGACGUGACCCAGGUGGACUGGAGGGUCAUCCUCAACACCACACCCUUGCAGCAGCUGCCGCAACAACCAUCUCUUCAGGGCCCUCACUUCCCCAGGUCGUCUCUGGUGUUGCCCUCACCGAACAAGAUAAAAGAUGCUCAAGGAAAUACUGAACACAAGCAGGCCUUCCCAAACAUUGUGAAGAAGGGUUACCUGGAGAUUAGGAAGGACCAUGACAGCUGCUGGCAAAGCUGUUACGCGGAACUCUCCCCUUACAACUUACAUUUCUACGGCCUCGACAGCAGCGGGAAUCAAAACCUCUGCGCCACAUACCUGCUGUCACACUUCCAGAGCAUAUCUGUGCUGGGCAACCUCGAGGCCAGGCUGGUGGACACUGUUCUGUAUGACAACACUCAGCUCCAGCUAAAGGCAGAGUCGCCAUGGGAGGCUUUGGACUGGGGGCAGAAGCUCUGGGAAGUUGUGCACGCCUCUGUGCCUGGUUACGUGGGACGGCAGGAUGAGCUGGCAAACUCACCAGGGCUUGGUUAUCAUUUUGACGGUACACAGAAUCAUUGUUUACAGAAGAAAUCCAGUGAGCUGUUCACGCGGUCCCCGGUCUCGGACAGCCCCAAACAGUACCAAAACAUUCUCAAGUCGGGGACGCUGUACAGGCUCACGGUCCAGAACAACUGGAAGGCAUUUACAUUCGUGCUGAGCAGGGCCUACCUUAUGGCUUUUCAGCCCGGCAAGCUAGACGAGGACCCCCUGCUGAGCUACAACGUGGACGUGUGUCUGGCUGUCCAGAUGGACAACCUGGACGACUGUGACUCUUGCUUUCAGGUCAUUUUCCCCCAAGAUGUCCUCCGCCUUCGUGCCGAGACCCGGCAGAGGGCUCAGGAAUGGAUGGAGGCUUUGAAAACAGCAGCCAAUGUGGCAAGGAGCUCAGAGCAAAAUCUGCAAGUCACACUGAGGAGUAAGCCCAAAGAUCAGAUGGGUGGGCAUGAGCUCAGGAAGAACAAACGUCAGUCCGUGACCACCAGCUUCCUCAGCAUUCUGACAACUUUGUCUUUGGAACGAGGGCUCACUGCUCAGAGUUUCAAGUGUGCAGGAUGCCAGCGGUCCAUAGGCCUUUCCAACGGCAAGGCCAAGGUGUGCAAUUACAGCGGCUGGUAUUACUGCGGCAGCUGCCACGUGGACGACAGCUUCCUCAUCCCAGCACGCGUAGUCCACAACUGGGACACUUCGAAAUACAAGGUGUCUAAGCAGGCCAAAGAGUUUCUGGAGUACGUGUAUGAAGAGCCCCUGAUUGACAUCCAGCAGGAAAACCCCAUGCUGUAUCUCCACUCGGAGCCCCUGGCCACCGUGGUGCGGCUGCGGCAGCGGCUGAAAUCUCUGCGAGCUUAUUUGUUCAGCUGCCGGGCAGCCGUGGCCGAGGAUCUGCGCCGCAGAAUUUUCCCCAGAGAAUACCUCCUCCAACAAAUCCACCUGUAUUCCCUCGCCGAUCUGCAGCAGGUAAUAGAGGGAAAGCUGGCUCCGUUCCUGGGCAAGGUCAUUAAAUUUGCCACCUCACACGUGUACAGCUGCAGUCUUUGCAGCCAGAAGGGGUUCAUCUGUGAAAUCUGCAACAAUGGGGAGAUCCUCUACCCUUUUGAGGAUAUUUCAACAAGCAGGUGUGAGAGCUGCGGAGCCGUUUUCCAUUCUGAGUGCAAAGAAAAGUCUGUCCCCUGCCCGCGGUGUGUCCGUCGGGAGCUGCAGAAGAAGCAGAAGUCUUUCUGGCAGAGGCUGAACAUGGACGAGAGCCUGGAGGAGGCUUGCAACAUGUUCGAGCUGUCCUACCAGAACACCUGACUGGGCAGGGGCCCAAGGCCAGAGAGUGACCUCGCAGUGACCCAUCAGCCCCAGGGGCGUCCUAGCUAGCCAGUUAGACCCCUCUGGAUGAAGAGUACGUCUCAUGUUCAGCUAGCUAUAGAUAUAUAUUUAUACACAUGUAUGCACACACACAUACCUAUCCGUAUGUUCUGUGUAAGUCGAUGUCUCAAAGGUCCACGGAGCCUCUGUGGCUCAAAAAACUACCAAUAACUGAUUACACAUAGCCAUGAAUUUCAGCUGCUUGCUCCCAAGCAAAAUGUGCUUUACACAUAAUGCUUUAUGGUUCAGACGUGUUUCUUUUUCGUUUUUGGCUCUCAGGGGCCAUUUUUUUAUUACAGAGGAGGAAGCAUUUCCAACAGAACAACAGUGCUUUGGGGGGGGGGCGGUUAUUUAUUUUUAGCCUUCAUAGCCCAGCCAGGUAACCGAGGCAAGCACCCAUCACCAUCUGUUUCCUACGAAAAUCUUCAAAACACAGGAACGACUCUGGGACCCUUCCAGGAUCCGGUGUCCCUGGCUCUCUCCCCGCAGCUUCCUCCCCAGGGAUCGCCUGAGCUGAGCCGAAAGGAUUGGCAAUCCAGAGUGCGAGCUCCCCCGACAGAAAGCAUGCACCCCUAAUUUAUAUCGGGAGAGAGAGUUCUGGUUUUGAAGUCCAUCUCGGAAAAGGUUUUUCUUAAGAAAAGAGAGCGAGACCGCUGGGACCAUUAAUUACUGCACGUUGUUGCUCUGUUUGCUGGUACGAAUCUCAGCUCCGCCAGCGAGGCGACGCUCCGCCCGUUUCCCAGGUUGCGAGCGAGGCCCCUGUGUGUGCCGCCGUUCCCGGGGCUCCCUGGGUGGUAUUUAUGAUAUUUUAAUGGUGCUGGCCUGAGGAAAUGUCCGAGGAUUGUCGUUAAAUACAUCCGUGUGUGGACUGGUGAAUACGUAGUGCAUGCGUUCCAAGAGACCGUCUUCAAUUUCUUUUCACAGAAUCCUGUGUAGGCAGUUCCUGCAGAGUCAUUGUAAAUGCUUUAUUUCCCAUUGUUCUUCAUUGAACUUUCAGCUUGACCUCUGUCAAUUUAGCCACUGCUACCGUCGUAUUUUUUAAUCAUUUAAAAAAAAAAAUCAGAAUAGCCUGGAACUUCAAAAUGCCAACAUUAGACUAUUAAGACAAUACCAAACUUACAAAAUAUAUUUAAUGAGUUAAAUCUAAUAUUGUUUAAAUAAAUAUACAUACACAUAGAUCAUUACCACCGUACAGUAAAACAAGAAGUGCUAAGAUAAUGUAGGAAGAAGAAAUACAACAGAUUGCUUGGCAGUCUGGCAGGGGAGUGCCCUCCACUGCAGCGCCCUGGCAGGAGCCGGCCUAGCGGUGGCUGUGGCAGAGACAGCGGGGACAGGGGCACCGGGGUGGCGCUGGGGACCACGGUUCCCCCUCCUCACCUCAACUCUUUCCAGACAAAAAAAUAAGCUCACAUUGAAACAACGGUACGUUUGACCCCAUUGCUCCUUCUCCCCACACCCUGCUCCCUCCAGAUCCCAAUUCAUUACCCUUCCACCCACCCAGAGACACGGCGUGUCAGACCGACUUUUGUGCAGACCAUCUGCUGUAAGCAUCGCGCCUCUCGAGCUGUGCCGGUUCCUUUGCCCCCGGAACGCAUGUUUCCACUCAAUAACUCCGCACCACGCAUGCAUUUGUUUUCUCAUCCUAUAGGAGCUGCGUCCGAGGCGCGGAGACUUGUUCGGAGGCAAGGGCCCCAUUCCCGAGAUGCCUUACGGUGCCUUUUACUCUUGGAAAAACAGGUUGACUCCCCAGCCCCCAAUCCCGCUCUAGUUAUAGAGAACAUAGCACACGAAAGUAAAGGGUGGAAAAUCUCAAGCACUUGGCAAAGAGGCACACAAAUUUGAUCAUCUCCUCUUUCCUACCCCCCUUCUGUGAAAUACAGCACUUAUAUUUUUCAGCCUCAAAGAAGAUAGCAGAACAAGAUCUUUCACUAGAGAAUUAUGGGCCUGCUUAUUACAAAACAGAUGUGCCCGAUGGCACAGUGCCUUUCCCCGCACCCCCGCUCCCUGUCACUGUAGCUCACUUCUGCCUUCGCGAUAAUUAAUGCAUCUGCAACUCCGACUGCCGGCGAGGCCGUGCCCGACGCAGUGCGUUUGGGCACCUGAGUGAGUGCACAGCCGUCUCCUGCCCUCCUAGCACGCUUGCUCCGUGUGCUGAAUUUCCUGUCCCAUCUCAUGGCCCCCAGGGUCAGACCCACCAUGCGUCAGGGGGACAUUUUGGGUCCCAGUUCUAAAGGCCCUUGUUGUCCCCAGGGCCCGUUCAGAGGGCCCUGCUAAAUAUCCACAGUCCCUGUGAACUUCUGCUGCGAGCUCUCCAGCAGCAUCAUUUUCUGCUUAUUUUCUAAAGGGAAGAAAAUAGAUGUGCCAUCACCGUCAGCUACCCAGAGCUGGCGCUGUAUCCCAGCGGCCUCUGUGCUCUCGUGUCCGUGCGUCUCUGGCAGCCUGGCCGCGUCCAGGGGAGGCCCGUGCUGCACUCGCGGUGGCUGCCACCCAAACCCGACCCGACAGCACAGCCGGCGUGAGCGGGGUCUGCCGUGAAAACUCAGAAUUGCUGUUUUCAGCCCAGAAUGCCUGAGAGCCCAUGAAGGCCCUUACUGUUUUCAACUCUAACCAAUUACUUGGUGUAUGGUUAGGUAAUUGUUCCACUGCUUAGAAACUGUGGAAACAAAGGCAAAUCUGUGGAUUACCACCUCUGUAAGACCAAGCUAAUACCCGCUUUCCCUCACGUUCUGUUUUUCAUCCCAUAUUAAAUAUCUUGUGCCUAAAGCACAUGAGAAAAUGGCCAAUUAAUCUCCUAGAGCUGGCAGCCGACCCAGGAGAACCUCUUUUCCCUUGAAAGGCCCAUAUCACUUGAGGAACUCCCUCCUCUGAGCGCCAGAAACUCCUGUGUGAGACAGUCCGACCCUGGCAAAGCGCUGGCACCUCACCCUGCAGUAAAGCAGCCAGUUCCUAAAAUAGACCUCAGUUUGCACCGCUGCAGGAAGGCCACAAAGUACUUAAAAAGCAGUCAACUGGAAUGCGACUUGUGUUCUCUCCAGGGCCGCUUUUUCCCAAUUUUGAAAGCCUCUUUAUAUGAAAACCAUGUAAACGCCUGUCUUCCCCUCUUUGCUUCACUGAGCCUUUUCAGGGGCCUGCAUUAUAGUCGUUUUCAUGUGUGUAGUGCUAAAGGUAAUCUUUUUAGGAGCUGUAAUACUUGAUUAGCUGAGGAGGUAAUACUCUUUGAUUGUUCUAGACCGGGCCUGCACCGAAAAGGGACCACUGCGAGCUCUUGGGACCCGUGGCUCCCAGCGCACUCAGUGGUGCCUUUUCAGGCUCCUGCGAAGGGACGAAGGGACAAAGGGACGAUGCGUGACUUCCUCCCGCCGCACUGAGAAUGGAGGCGUUUACAUCUCCAGCUGUCGUGAGCAGCCUUCGCUGAGCUGGGGGCAGGCCCCUCGGACACGGCCAGGCCUCUGUUUUCGUCUCUGCGCAUGUGCACGCUGAACGCGGACAGGGAGGGUGUCUUCCCAGGCCUUCUCUAAAAGGCUUGGCUUCCAAACCUGUGGGUUUGUGUGGGCAGAAGAGGCCUUGUAUGAAAUACUGUAUCAGGUUGGGCACUGUGUGAUGCCACCCCGAACACUUUCUGCAAAGAGAGUGUUCUCGGACAAAGCCACGGUCGUCCUGCUCCUGAUGUAGGGUGAAGCUGCUGCUGCCGCUGGCGUGUCUGGGCUGCUGUACUAUUGAAAUAACUUGAUCAUGAAGUGAACCUUCAACUCCUGAUGCUAAUGCUGCCUGGAGUCACCGCGAAGGCUAUUUUAUAUUUUUACUUCUCCCAGGAGAGAUAGAUGCAUGCAAUUUUCUCCUUUAUUUCUUGGGUUUUCUGUCUCACUACUUUUCUUACUCUAAGAUAAUGUGAAAAAGUAGAGAAUUUGGGGAAAGACGGAAAGAAGUGAACACCUCCCUCCUUGGCCCAGAGCUGCGUGUUUCAAAGUCCUCUGGUUUUCUGUCCUGGGUACUUGUGCACAGCUGGGCAGUAGGAGCGCCGUGUGUUGUGCACCUGAUACUACUCUUCUCCCCCUGAGCCCAGCGGAAACAACCGCUCCGGGCUGAACCCAGAGCUGAGUGAAUACUCAGACAGUGCCAUCGACCCGAGCAGAUGGCUGCUGGUUUCUGUCACGUGGGACAGCGCAAGGUUGGGCCCAGCACCCGGCAGGCAGCCUUACUGGUCACAAUGCUACUUGCAUUGUAUUCAAAAAUCUCUAACUUGAGGGGCUCUCAGCAGUGUGUUUUGGUGGGGUGCAGGGUGUUUUGGUGAGUUUUUACCUUAGCAGGUAGAAUCCGAAUCCUUGUGAAACUCUAGGUGAAAGUCGAAAGCAAUGCGUGGGCUGCCCUCCUUGGCACACCUGCAGUUGUCGGGCUCUCUGUGAAAUGGGUUCCAGAUGAUCACAUCCCGUGGCACGGCAGUGCUCACAGGCGGCCCCCGGUGUGAUGGGAGGCACUGUUAAACUCCCGCUCGACUGAGUGAAGAGACAACUGCAGUUCUGCCGUGGUUCCUCCUCGUGGAAAGAGAAGCCAUCUUGUUUGAAAGGUCUGGAGUGAAGCCAGUUGUUGUAGGUAGAAGAUGCAAGUGUCCCAGCAACUCGGCCCAGUGAAGCUUUCCUCCUACUGACCGUAGAGCUGCAGACCAGCCUCCCUUCCUCCCCUUCCCUUGACCUUCCUUGCCCCUAGACCUGGGCCCUGGCCCAGAUUCAGGCCUCAUAGCUAGCACCCUGGCUAGUGGACCGCUGGGGCCCGAGGCUCCUUCUCCACACUGGCCAGCCCGUUAGUUUCUUUCCCCCGUAGGAGUGCCUUAUAGUACUGCUUAGUGCUUCUCGCCUAGUCUCUCCGACCCACCUGAAGCUGCAGGCCUCUCCGCCUAGACAUGAAUCACUUUGUUUCUUCCCCCGCCAGUUCCUCUCCAUACAGGUCCCUCAGAGCCUGCAUAUUCCAUACGCAUGUCGGACCUUCCACCUUCGCUCAACCCGGUGCCUUAAGCUCACGAGUGAAAGGGGUUCCUGCAGGAAGCGCAUAGUUGAAGAAGAGGGGCAGGAACACCGGCUUCUUAGCUCCGCCGACACUUUUACCAGGAAAUACAGAAGAUACAGACUGAGUAAUGUUUUCACAUUGUUUUAUGCUGUUUUGCAAAUCUUUCUGUUUGCUUGACUGCUUGCUCUCAUUAACCAAACUCAGGGGAACGCCAUGAUGUCAGCAAGGCCAAUGGGCAGAGAAAUUAAACCAGUUAUCCAGUCUUGCAUCUGUAAAGUCCAUGAACUCAGCCUUUUUCAGGUUAAGAAAUUACAUAAUAAACAUAAAAGGAUUUUUUUCUUUA
Messenger RNA from Artibeus jamaicensis (Jamaican fruit-eating bat), 8171 nucleotides. RefSeq names its product pleckstrin homology domain containing M3 (gene PLEKHM3). The coding region runs from base 485 to 2767 and encodes 760 amino acids. The transcript is spliced from 8 exons. The record is from RefSeq and is a predicted model, not a curated record. Lineage: Eukaryota; Metazoa; Chordata; Mammalia; Chiroptera; Phyllostomidae.